Penicillium hordei is the source of this 1080-nucleotide messenger RNA. RefSeq lists its product as uncharacterized. The transcript has 3 exons. Lineage: Eukaryota; Fungi; Ascomycota; Eurotiomycetes; Eurotiales; Aspergillaceae. The record is from RefSeq and is a predicted model, not a curated record. The coding region runs from base 1 to 1080 and encodes 359 amino acids.
AUGCCAUUCACAGCCCAAGAACGGAAGAAGGUUGAAAGACUCAGACGGAAGUACAGAAUUGAAUUCCGCGGAGAGCUUCCAAGCCAUGAAUGGCCUGAUGUCCACCGUCCGAUUUUUACCGCGGUUGAUGAGCUAGGAAAGAGGCAAUUCGACACCUAUGCGGCUUGUACGACAGCUAUUGAAGAUGCACCAUGGACAGCAGAAAUAAAGAAAUAUGCUGAUGAACUCUCUGAACGGGCUAAGCGCUGUGCGAGGCGAAAUGAAUCGACCUGGCGGUUUGCGUGCGAACCUUACGUGUUGGCUCGACUUACUUCAGAAGUCGUAUGCAAGUUUUGUCGGAAGAGAGUAUGGCGUUCGGAAAUCGAAGCGACAAGUGAGGGGAACUCGACUAUGACAGAAGCCCUGCGUGUUCGGCAGAAUAAACGAAAGCCAUGUCGAUGUUCGCGAGACUUCAGGCUUGGGGAUUCGCCGCGCAGAAUGGAAGCUAUCGGGCUGAAUCGGAUUUUUGGCCAUCGGGAAGAUGAACUAAUACACCACGAUCCAACUAUCCAGAAAGAACUACCAAGUGCUACAAAGCCAGAUGCGAUCUACGGACUUCGACAGACUCGAAACAUUGAAAACCUCUUGAACGACACAGCCUGUAUAGGUAGACCGGAGGAUGAUCAGGAUAUGCUUGUUCAUGAGAUCCUGGGAGAUCCUCCGCUCAGUGAGGAGGGAGAUCCAGUGGUGUUCCCAUUUCUUCUUCUCGAGGCAAAGUCAGCGAAGUCGGCCGAUAGCGAUUGGAAUUCUAUUAAGUUGCAAUCCGCGUUUCCGGUGCGGACACUGUUAUGCACGCAGGAGUUGUUGAAGAAUAUGACUGAGCGGCACGCGAAGCGGCACGCUGAGCCAUUAGUCUGGUUACUAAUGAAUAGAGGAGAGGAUUGGCGAGUGUCUGUGGCAUGCGUAUGUAAUGGUACAGGCGAGAAACCUGGGACUAUUGGUACUACUGAAUAUGUUCGUUUCAACCUGGGGAUCUUGGUCCAAGAGAUGUUUCCUGGAGUAAAGGUGGCGCAUGCUAAUUUUCUCCCAGCAAAUUUUUGA